Molecule: messenger RNA, 3199 nt
Organism: Asterias rubens (European starfish)
Lineage: Eukaryota; Metazoa; Echinodermata; Asteroidea; Forcipulatida; Asteriidae
Exons: 14
Coding region: 15-2849 (944 amino acids)
Biological process (GO): lipid modification; phosphatidylinositol biosynthetic process
Cellular component (GO): mitochondria-associated endoplasmic reticulum membrane contact site; membrane
Molecular function (GO): lysophospholipid acyltransferase activity
Source: RefSeq, a predicted model, not a curated record
GAGUUGUUUACACGAUGUUGUUGGGGACCGAGUUUAUUUACGUUUUCGUGCUGUUAAUUUCUCUAGUUUUCGGUCAAUUUAUAAAGCAUUUGAACAGCCGCGGAGAGAAACAGUUCAUCUGCACAUCCGUCGGUGUGGCUCUGGUUGUCUGCCUGUGUGGGUGGCAGGCCUACCACUCGGUGUUGUGCACGGCAGCCACUGCGAUCAUCAUCUGUCUCGUUGGUCCAAACAGGAAGUGUCACAUCUGGUGUUUUGCGUUCUGCUUUUCCUACCUGGUGCUCUUCAGAUUGGGUUAUCUCAUUGGCUUCGCUGCACCGUCUGCCUUCCCAAAUGUUGUUCAACUCCUCCUGACAUUACGGCUCGUUGGUGUAUCUUUUGAGGUCUAUGAUUCAUCACAUGCCUCUCCUGUCAACAGAAAGUAUGAAAAUGGCGAUCAUAACCAGAACAUUAAACCCCACCAAGAAGCUACCAUUCCAGAGCUUGAUGCCACUGAAAUCUUUCAGUAUGCCUUCAGCUUUAUCGGACUUUUCACAGGUCCCUACUAUACUUACAAAACGUACCAUGACAUGCUGCAAUGUAAACGUUCCAGUUCAAUUCCAACCAUCAGACCAAUAGUUCAGAGAAUCAAAUUGCUGCUACCCAUUGCCACAUUAUUUGUACUCUUGUCAAGUUUGAAGUGUACGUCGGUCAAGUUCUUCACUUCACAAGAGUUCUACUCCUAUGGAUAUUUCUACAGGAUCCUCUAUGCAGUGCCAAUAACAACUAUGGUUCGUCUCCGUCUGUACGCUGCAUGGUUAAUGGCAGAGAGCGUCUGCAUAUCAGCAACACUAGGAGCCUAUCCAGCAUCAACCAAACCCAGGCCUGGAAAAGGACCGUGUGUGGAACUGACACACAAGGGAAGUAUGACCUCUAAGCCAGUGGAAUACAGCUAUGCAACGAUAGAAAACAUUGAUGUUUAUCAGUGUGAGACAUUGGGUGACUUUCGUACUGCAAUGCGAUAUUGGAACAUGACCGUGCAGUGGUGGCUUAAGAAUUAUGUCUACAAUCGAUUUCCUACCAAAACCGGAAGGACCUUCAUCACAUUCCUGGUCAGCUGUUUCUGGCACGGACUCUACUCAGGCUACUUCAUGUGCUUUCUCAUCGUUCCCAUCAUCCUCCUAGCCGAGGACAGGAUGAAGAGAUUCCGCAUCGACGGCUCCUGGUACGAUAAGAUCGGCUGGUUGUUAAAAGUCUACACUUUCCAGUACAUCAUCAUGGGCUUCUUGCUACAAGGGUUCUGGGAGACGAUUAACUACUGGGCGUCGACGUACUUCCUUGGAUUUGCCUUGACUGGUUUGUUCUUAGUCAUUUCUUAUACCUGUAAACCACCGCUGAAGCCCGCACAGAAAGUUGAAUGGAGUGACACUAACUGGACAGUUUCACUUCUGUCUUGUUUGUUGAAAACCAAAACAACAAUGUCGCCGACUGAGCUGAUUUACCUGUGUAUGUUAUGCAUUUCACUGGGGCUUGGACACGUCGUCAAACAUGCACAAAAUCCACAGCAAAAGCAGUUACUUUGUACUUGUGUUGGAGUGUCGAUGGUGGUGGGGUUGUGUGGCUGGCAGGCGUAUCAUUCGGUGUUGACAACAUUAGUUACAGGUAUCAUUGUACAGUUUGUAAACCCAAGAAAGUGCCAUGUUUGGUGUUUUGCGUUUUGUUUUGCCUACCUGACAUUUUUCAGAGCCGGGCACUUCUUUGGGCUGGCUGCCCCUACAGCGUUCUCCAAUGUAAUACAGCUUCUCUUAACACUUAAGCUUGUUGGGGUUGGAUUUGAGGUUCAUGAUUCUCACAUGACUCAAACCAAACCCGCCCUACAACCGAGCCAACAAGAUGCAAAGCCUAGCAAACACAAAUACGUUGCCAUCAUCGGAGAGCUAGGAGUGACUGAUGUGUUCCAGUAUGGUUUCUGUUUCAUUGGAAUUAUCACAGGCCCCUACUACAAGUACAAGACGUACCACGAUAUGAUUCACUGUUCUAACUCCAAGGAUAUACCAAGCAUUAAACCACUGAUGGAACGUCUCAAGACAUUGGUGCCCAUCGGUCUGCUGUUCCUUGUCAUGUCACAUUAUAUGUCUAUUGAGUAUGUCAAGUCCGAUGAGUUUUACACACAUGGGUAUCUGUACAAAACUUUUUACAUGGUUCCGAUGUUUAUGUUUUUCCGCCUUCGUAUGUAUUCUGCAUGGAUUUUGUCAGAGUGUGUUUGUAUGUCUGCCACCCUGGGAGCUUACCCUGUGUCUACACAACCAAAGGUUGGCCAGGGGCCUAGUGUGGAUCCAGCACAGAUUAAAAGUUCAGACCAAACCACUGUGGAGUACAACUACAAGACUAUUCAUAACAUUGACUGGUAUGCCUGUGAUGCCACACCGACCUUCAGGGAUGGGAUGCGUAACUGGAACAUGACGGUGCAGUGGUGGCUGAAAAGCUACAUAUUUGUUCGGUGUCCUGUGAGAGCAUGGAGUACCUCAGUGACAAUGUUCGUCAGCGCCUACUGGCACGGCAUCCAUCCAGGCUACUUCUUCAGUUUCCUUACCGUUCCCAUCGUUCUACUGGCUGAGGAUGCCAUGACGCGGGCCUUCCGGACGGAAAACAACGCAUGGUGGUUUGACAAACUCAAUUGGUUCUUCAGGAUGCGUGCCUUUGAGUAUCUCGCUAUGGGCUUCUUACUGUUGGGAUUCUGGUCCACGCUACGCUAUUGGGCGUCCACCUUCUUCAUCGUUCAUGUCAUGACUGCCUUUUUCAUUCUUGUCGGGAACGCAUUCAGGCCGAAGAGAAUGCGGGAGGGAAAAGUCGCUGAACACAAAAAAGAUUGACAUUCCAUUUAUGAGUUGAAGGAAACAUACCUCUUUGCAUUAAGUAUGCAAACAUGCCAGUAAUAGUUUAUUUCCAUUGUUUUUUAAGUUGAAAACCACACAAGUUGAAAUGUGUCUUUCUGUAGUUGCCGUUUGAUGUGGUUUUUGUUUUGAAAGUAAAAGACCUUCAUAAAGUGCCUUUUUUGUGAGGCGGGCAUAGAGUUCAAAUUAUAGAGGGGGGGGGGGGUUGCUGUCAGAGGAUGGGGAGGUGACCCCAAGCACCUCUCCUCCCUUUACAGACCGAGACGAAGUCGAGGUAAAUUAUCAAGAACCAGGCCUCGGCGGGUUUAAACCACUUGUUGAAAACCGAU